CGCAAGCAAGCAGCCAUUCAGUGUUUCGCUCAGUUUUUGGUCCGAUUAAGUGCUAUUUCGUUUGCGUGUUUAAAUUGACUUGUACCAAAUCGAUGAAGUGCUUUCCGUUAAAUUAUUGCGCACGUUGUGAAUCAAAAGAUUUCAUUACCUAGACGCUGGGAAAAGUCAACGCUUAGAGCACGUUUUAUCGCAUGCCGGAAGGACGUACAUGAUCACCUGAUCACCGUGGCUGGACUGUGUCCUGAGGAAAAUCGUUUUCAUAUUACAGUUAGAGGAUUACUGUAAAAAAGAGCCGUUCCAUGGCUGGAGUCAAGAUGCGCCACAUUUUUAAGACCACGUUAAGCAACAUAAUCUCGUUUCCAUGGUGUGGGUUUUGCACAGUCAAACAAAAGAAGAAAACCCAGAUUAAUCCACCUAGCAGUAAUGGAGCCAUUCUCCUGGAAGAAAACAAGCGCUUGGAAGGAAAGACUCCGAGCCAACCAUUCCGGGACAUCAAUGACGAAGAAGAAAGAGAUGCCACAAUAAAAUGCCGACAGGAAAUCCUAGAGAUUCUGGAGGAGGCGGCGAAGUUAAAAAAAAUAAGCAACGAAUCUCCCACGCGGACUCUGUCCGCAAAUGGCGCACCGGAUUCUGACGAAAAAUAUAUCCAGAACUGUAACGAGCUUAUUCAAAUAACGGAGACGGGUCCUCUUCUCAAAAAUUUAGAAAAGUUCCAAACUAAAGGAGUCAAAGCAAUAAUAAAUUCGUUAUUGGUUCUCGCGGUCGCCCUAGAACUGGGCAAACUGUUUAGUGAAAUUUUAAUUCGCUACGAAAAGGAAAUUUUCAAGAAGAAUCAGCUUGAACAGCUUGAACAUCUGGCUGAGCUGGAGAGAGUGCUUCACUCAGCAUUACGAUAUAAAGGCCAAUACGGAUUUGCUGGUAGUCUGAGUAGGGAGAUGUCAGAACGCGGUUGGAAGGCGACUAAACCAUUUCGGUGUUACGUUAAGCGCAAUGGACCAAUAAAAGAUAUUUUAGUUAAAAGAUAAAGAUUGUCGCUUCGGUUCCCUUUGUUCUUUGGGUACAGAACUGUCAAAUCGUAAUUACACGGAACCGCGAAACAACUCACUUGACGGUUCCUUUCACUCAAAUCCGACCUUGCGUGGAAGAAGCCAAAAAUAAGUAAAAUGCGAAAAAAUCCGGUGAGUACUUUGCCUUUACUCCCGUAUUGAAUUUUCACCCAUUAUGAAGUUUCACAAACUCAAAUUUAUUAUUAACAAAUAUAUUAUUUUAUAUUUUCACUCACUCGAGACUAUGGUGAAAACAACUCAAAUUUGGCUUCUUCCACGGAACAGCACACGUUGGGUCGAUGCAGCUCUCUUUGUUUAUAAUAACAUUCAUGAGAGGGAGUGAGAAAACUACCUAAUAUUGAGUUAAAAAUUUAAACUUCGUACUCAAAGUUGAGUUCUUUAAACUUUUUUUUUAGGUUCUUUAUUUUUUCUGUGUAUACUUCCUUUAAUGACAUUUAGCACCCAAUCCUCGCUAGCAAAAGAUGUUCCGAAAAGCGACGACAGCGACAAUCUAUAUCUUGUAACUUAAAGGUUCCCCCAAACACACGCGACGCGAUAGUCGCGACGCGAUUCUAUCGCUUGGCGACAGCGAUUCUGUCGCCGUUGGUAUGGAAGCGUAAAUCAAACAUUGCCUGCAGCGACCCAACGAUAGAAUCGCGGCGACUAGUUGUCGCCGUCGCGGCGAUUAAAUCGCUUAGGUCUGGGGGAGCCUUAAAGAGGCUUCCGGGCCUCUUGAAAGGAGGCUUCCGGGCCUCUUGAAAGGAGGCUUCCGGGCCUCUUAAAAGGAGGCUUCCGGGCCUCUUGAAAGAAGGCUUCCGGGCCUCAUGAAAGGAGGCUUCCGGGCCUCAUGAAAGGAGGCUUCCGGGCC
Molecule: messenger RNA, 1914 nt
Organism: Armigeres subalbatus
Lineage: Eukaryota; Metazoa; Arthropoda; Insecta; Diptera; Culicidae
Exons: 4
Coding region: 300-1025 (241 amino acids)
Source: RefSeq, a predicted model, not a curated record